AUGCAAUGGCUCUGGCUGUUGAUUCAAUCAGUUCCUUGGAGGGACGCUCGGAGCCCGGUUGCCGAUAGAACAUUUGCUGCCGAAAUACAUCAGUUGACCGCGUCAAGGAAGGAGGUCCACCUGGCCACUGGUGGAGCGAGACCUACGGGUCAGCUCGCCACGCCUCGAUUUGUGCGUGGAUGA
Aspergillus fumigatus Af293 is the source of this 183-nucleotide messenger RNA. RefSeq lists its product as uncharacterized. The record is from RefSeq and is a predicted model, not a curated record. The transcript is spliced from 2 exons. The coding region runs from base 1 to 183 and encodes 60 amino acids. Lineage: Eukaryota; Fungi; Ascomycota; Eurotiomycetes; Eurotiales; Aspergillaceae.